AUGAUCUCCAAGGCUCGAGAAACAGUCAAGAUGCUCGUCUUGGAGACGGAUCAGACCGAUCCCAAUACCAUGGAAGAAAGCGGCAGUUUUGGCCAGAUCAUCGACAGACUCUUCACCACUGCUGGAAACAACCAUGAGCCGCCUCUCGGUAUUGAAGUAGAAAUGCUCUUCGUGGUAGAAGACGAGGAGAACGGACACAAUGGUCACGUCCCGACCGCCUCAUCAAUCCCCUCCGAUGUCCACGCCAUUCUCAUCACCGGCAGCAUGUACGACGCGCACGGCUCCGAUGCAUGGAUCCUCAAGCUCAAAUCCCUCAUCACAGAGCUAUGGAAAACCCGACCAGACAUCAAAUUUGCAGGAAUUUGUUUCGGCCACCAAUUACUCGCCCGAACCCUCGGAGCCACCGUCGAGCCAGAAGAAGGCUCGAAAUGGGAACUCGCGCACACGGAAAUGGACCUUUCAUCAGUGGGCCAAAAGCUCUUCAAAACACACGACAACACACUCCAUGUGCACCAAAUGCAUCAAGAUCAAGUAACGACAUUACCUUCAUCCCAAACCACAAAUCUGUUGGGGAAAAAUCAAAAAGUUCACAUUUGGGCUUCGACAAAUCAUACCAGCAUUCAAGGCUUGUAUAUCCGAGACCGCUUGUUUUCGAGUCAGGGCCAUUUGGGAUUGGACGAGACGAUGGUGAGGAGGCAAGUGGAAGCGAGAAUUCAAUCGGGAGCGAUUGAUGUGGAUGAGGAUCGCAAGGCGGUGCAGUAUGCGAAAGAGACGGCGCAUAUGGAACAUGAUGGUGAGGUUAUCGCUAGUGCGAUUUUGAGAUUCUUUCAUGGUGAUGAUCAUGAUAUUGCGUGA
Molecule: messenger RNA, 855 nt
Organism: Sphaerulina musiva SO2202
Lineage: Eukaryota; Fungi; Ascomycota; Dothideomycetes; Mycosphaerellales; Mycosphaerellaceae
Product: class I glutamine amidotransferase-like protein
Exons: 2
Coding region: 1-855 (284 amino acids)
Cellular component (GO): nucleus; cytosol
Source: RefSeq, a predicted model, not a curated record